Molecule: messenger RNA, 1494 nt
Organism: Aspergillus ibericus CBS 121593
Lineage: Eukaryota; Fungi; Ascomycota; Eurotiomycetes; Eurotiales; Aspergillaceae
Exons: 9
Coding region: 1-1494 (497 amino acids)
Biological process (GO): amino acid transmembrane transport
Cellular component (GO): membrane
Molecular function (GO): amino acid transmembrane transporter activity
Source: RefSeq, a predicted model, not a curated record
AUGACGACCAAGUUACACAGCACGGGCCUGACCGAGGUCAGCGACCAUGAAUCCCAAGGUACCGGUACCCCGGUGAUUGCGUCGGGAUCGCAGCAUCUGCACCGGAAGCUGCGCGGGAAAGAAGUCCAACUAUUUGCGGUCGGAGGGGCCAUAGGCACCUCACUGUUUGUUCAGAUGGGGUCUGUGUUGCCCAAGGGCGGGCCGGCGGGGCUGUUUCUGGGGUUUGUUGCGUACGGGACGAUUAUCUUGGCUGUGAAUCAGUGUUUUGCGGAAAUGGUGUGCUAUUUGCCUAUCCCGUCGCCGUUUGUUCGGCUGGCUGGUCAUUGGGUUGAUGAUGCUCUGGGUUUUGCGAUGGGGUGGAAUUUCUUCUUUACUAUGGCUCUUGGGAUACCCUACGAGAUUGUCGCGCUCAAUGUCCUGCUCACCUACUGGACGGAUCGCGUGCCUGUUGCUGCCGUGGUCGUGAUUGUGAUGGUUCUUUAUGCGAUCUUGAAUAUUCUUACUGUUCGCUACUUUGGCGUGGCCGAGUUCUAUCUCUCGUUCUUCAAGAUCUUCCUGAUGCUCGGCCUGAUUCUAUAUACCUUCAUUACCAUGGUCGGAGGGAAUCCAGACCACGAUGCAUACGGCUUUCGAUAUUGGAAUGAUCCGGGAGCAUUCGUAUCAUACCUCGUUCCCGGCAGCGUCGGUCGCUUCUGCGGCGUUCUCGCCUGCAUGGUGCAAGCAUCCUUCACUAUCAGAAUGGUCGGCCCUGAAUACAUCUCGAUGGCAGCCGGAGAAGCCGAGCGACCGCGUCGCGUCAUGCGCAAAGCCUACUCGUCGUUCGUCUGGCGCCUCAUGCUCUUCUUCAUUCUGGGGGCGCUCUGCAUCGGCAUCGUAAUCCCCUACAACGACCCCAUCCUGGCUGCCACCCUGGCAGGGACCCGAAAAGGCAGCGGGACUGGCGCAGCCUCCCCCUACGUAAUCUCCAUGAACCACUUCAACAUCCCCAUCCUCCCCUCCCUCGUCAACGCCCUCAUCAUGACCUCCGUCUUUUCGGCCGGGAACAACCUGGUCUUCUCCGCGGCCCGCACCCUCCACGGCAUGGCCCUCACGGGCAAAGCCCCCUCCCUCUUCAGCCAUUGCAACCGACACGGCCUGCCUUACCCCGCCAUCCUGGCCUCUCUCUCCUUCUGCGCCCUCGCCUUCCUCCAAGUCAACACCACCUCCGCGACCGUCCUCACCUGGCUCGUGGGGGUCAUCACUGCCUCGUAUUUACUAAACUACCUCGGCACAUGCAUCACGUACCUGCACUUCUUCUCCGCUCUCCACCAACAGAAUGUCUCCCGCGAUACCCUACCAUAUAAAGGAUCCUUCCAGCCCUGGGCAGCCUGGUAUGCCGUGUUCGGAACAGGAAUCAUGACGUUGAUAUUGGGAUUUGAGGUGUUUCUGCAUGGGGAGUGGGAUACUACGACGUUCUUUUUGGAUUAUACGAUGUUAGGGGGACGAGGUGGGUGA